This is a messenger RNA of Jaminaea rosea, 2156 nucleotides long. RefSeq lists its product as hypothetical. The record is from RefSeq and is a predicted model, not a curated record. Gene Ontology annotation, cellular component: nucleus. The transcript has a single exon. Lineage: Eukaryota; Fungi; Basidiomycota; Exobasidiomycetes; Microstromatales. Bases 223 to 1848 code for a protein of 541 amino acids.
UCUUUCUCUUCCAUCCUCACUCCUCACUUCCAAAAUCCUUCCCCCCUUUCUCUGUCACUCACUCCCUCACUCAACUGCGACGUCUUUGUUGCAGUCACUCGGCCUCCGUUGGAGCCGUCUGUGCCGUCUGUGCAACACCCGCACGACUCGGCGUCUCACUCGUCUUCGUCGUCGCUCCUCGUUCCACCUUCGCCUUAUUCGCAUCAAGACUUCGGUGUCAGCAUGAGCGACAACGCCCGGCACACCAACUUCACAGGCAGCCAGAUCCAUGGCGGCGAGGCCAACUCGAUGAGAGCAAGCAUGGGAGCUGGAAGCGGCCUCGGCGUCAGCAUCGGUCCCUCGAAUGCCGGCGGCGGCAGCAUGAUGCCUCCUCCAGCUCCCCUGACGAGCGGCAACAGCGGCCCAUUGAUCAGGCCUCUGCAGCAGCCACACCCAGACGCUACUCGGGCCAUCAUCCCUCCGCACUUCACGUCGGUCCCUAUCCUCGAGGACACCCCCGUCAUCCCUCGCACCAUUGGUUCUGGCCGCCUUGGCUCUCGCGCCAGGCUCGAAGUAGGCAACAACCUCAACGACAUGACCGUUGGGUGGAGCCAAGAAGAGUGGAACGACGGUCGUCGCCUCGUCAAGUUCUGGCGCAACCAAAGCGGCACCAACAUCACCAUCCUUUGCGAUGUCCUCCAUCCUUCUGCCUAUGAUCCUAGCACCAUCGUCGUCAGCUGCAUCUUUUCCGAGGAAAAGAACGAAUGCUACAUCACGAGCGUCGACAUGAUCUACCUCCUCGAGGCCAUCAUCCAUACGCGUUUCGUCAUCGAGGAGAAGAACCGCAUCCGCCGCAACCUGGAAGGUUUCAGGCCCAUCACCCUCUCCAAGACAAAGUGGGAGACGGAGCGCCUCUUCAAACGGGUCAUGGGCUUCGUCAAUCCCAAGCCUCGCAACAUCGAGAAGGACGUCAAAGUGUUUCCCUGGAAGGUCCUUGAAGAGGCUCUCAAGAAGAUCGUCAACAAGUACUGCGCUACCUCGGAGCCUUCGCCCUCGAACCCUACGCCCUUCUUCGUCGACGAGCUCAGCGUCAAUGGCCGCGAGGGUAGCUCCAGCAGCGGUGGUCGUCGCCCCACUCACCGUCGUACCGCCUCGGUUGGCUCUGCUCCUUACCAGAGGCCCUCUCACCAUCAUCACGCGCGCGAUUCCUCGACGUACUCGAUCCGUGAGGACGCUUCCACCUCCACGAGCUCGGCUGGCUACAGCAUCCCUCCCGCAGUCCACUCUGGUGCCGUCGCCUACGGCUUCUCCAACGCCACCGCAGGAGCUAGCCAAAUGCCCAGCGGCCACAGCCUGCACCACUCGCAGAGCUUCCCCACCCUCACCCCUCUUGGAGGUCACGGCCCCGCGACGACAACGAGCGCUGACAGCCAGAGCUACACGACGAUGUCGCCUCCCACCAACAGCAUGUAUGCUGGUAGUGAGGCUCCUACGCUCUCUCACUACCAGCACUUUUCGCCCAUCGGCCAGCACCAGGCUGCUGAAUCUCAAAGCUUCAUGCCUUACCCUCACCCGGGCGCCUACGCCCAGCAGCAUCACCACCACCCUCAGCCCUACAGCCAACAGGGAAGCAGUGGAUCGUACCAGCAGCAGCCUCACCACGGCUACCAGCAUUACUACGCUCCGGAAUAUCAGCAGCAGCAUCAGGGCCAGGACGCCAAAGCCAGCAACAGCGGGAGCGAUGGUCACGAGGGGGGUGAAAUGUACGGCACGACCUCGUCGCCCCUCGACAGCACGGCUACGGCUGCGGCUGCGGCUGCGGCUGCCGGUGCUCUAUCGCAGGGAGGCUACGCUCAGCAGCAGCCUUAAAGCCAGCAACACUACAUCCAACGGAGGACUCACAGCGGGACAUGCUAUGGCUGCCUUUCCUGCUCGUCACCCCUCUUGCUACGUCUCGAACUCUCGUCUCCUGUAUAUCUACCGCUUUCAUCUAACGCGCAUGUGUAAAGAGCUCCCUGGCUGUCCAGCAUCGCAGCGAUCCGACCCCGCUGUCAUCAGCUCGGCAUCGUCGCAGCAGCCCGCGCGCUGAUCUCUCGUCACGUCUGUUGUCAUCCCCCUACUGCCUACCUCUUCAUGCAUACUCUCCUACAAUACAAGUUCCUCUCCCCGGAUUCGAC